GUAACAAUGAUGGAACAUGUGCCCAGUUUAAUGAACACUGUAUGUAUGAUCUACUGUACAUCACAAUACUACAACACAUCAGAGCGCAUGACAUCUCUUCUUCUUAAAAUCACUAAUCAAAUGAUUAACACAUGCAAGACGUACCUAUGUGAAGGUGUUUCAAAAAUCUGGGAUCUGGACAGGCAAGAAUUGCUAAAGAGGAUACAACAAUGCAUUUCCCUCAAAGAACAGUACCAAACAUCCUUUCAGAGAAUUAGGGAGGCGCUAAAGGAAAAUCCGAGUGAAAGGCAAUUUGAUUUCAGUGAAAACUAUAUAUUUGGAAAAUUUGAUACAUUCUGUAAACGUUUGGAGAAGAUUUCAGACAUGAGCAAUAUUAUGGAAAGCCUUUUAGAGCUCCAGCAUAUAAACAUAGAAGGUAUUGAAGAGAUCAGUACUCAUUACCAGAGCAUUGCUACAAACACCAAAUCCAAACGGUAUGAUGUUCUGGAUCACAGAAAAAAAGAGUUUGAAACAGAUUACCUUGAAUUUAAGAACCAAAUUGCAGCAUUGUACGAGUCCAUACAAGAAUUUGUGGAUUCCUGGUUUGAGAAGACUGUAACUACUGAACAGAUGCUGGGAGUUCUGAUGAAGCUUGAACAAAUAGGAGAAAAUCAUAUUGAUCUUAAUGAAAAGUAUACCAUUGUCCUUCAGCAGUACAGCCAAGACUUAGAGUUUGUUCAAAAACUCUACCAGAAGCAAAAAGAAAAUCCACCUAUACCACGUAAUAUACCACCAGUAACAGGGAAGAUUAUGUGGGCUCAGCAGUUAUACCGAAAAAUUGACCAUCCAAUGACAUUCCUUAAAAAGAAAACCACACUUUUGAAGACACUGGAAAUGAAAAAGGUUAUUAAGAGCUACAAUAAAAUGGCUUCAGUUCUUUUGGAAUUUGAACUUAUUUAUCAUAGAGCCUGGUGCAGGUUUGCUGACCAGGCUCGAAAUGCUCUGUGUGCUUCCUUACUUGUCAGGCACCCAGAAACCAAGGAAUUACUUGUAAACUUGGACUCAGUGGUCCUGGAAGUACUUUAUGAAACAAAAUACCUGAAGAAAAUGCAUUUUGAAGUUCCAGAUGUUGUCCUUGGCUUGUGUGCAGAUGAAGAACAGAUUAAAAGACAUCAAAUGGAACUGCAGAAUCUGUUGAUCAGUUACAAAGAGCGUCUGAAUGGGAUUCCUGUUAUUCUGAAACCACUGAUGAAACCAUUCAUAGGACAAAUUGAGGACGCCCUUACUCCGGGCCUGAUGCACCUGUCAUGGACUUCUUUGAACAUCAAUAAAUUUAUUGAGAAUGUUUAUAGUACCCUGAGGGAGUUGGACUAUGUAGUCAAAGAAGCGGCUGAUAUCCUGGAAUGCAGAAUUGAGAGAAUUCUGGAGGAUAUGUCAAACACUGCUCUGAUAAUUUUGCCAGAAGAUGAACCUAUAGAUGUCCUUUCUUUCCUGGAACAGACAGAAAAGCUUGCUGUCUCUACUGCUCACAAACUGUCUCAACAGAGUCAGCAAGUGGAAUGCUCUGUGUAUGAACUGGUGGAUAAUCUUAAGCACAGGCUGAAAGCAGAUGCUGGAAGAACUCAAGAGGAUCCAUACGCCUGUACACAUCUUGACGUGAAACAGAAAACGCGCUGCCAAGAAUGCCUGUCCUGCAGUUACUAUAAUCUGAUGGGACAGCUUUGUCAGAAGAAUACUGACUCUUUAAUCAGAUGCACGAAGAUUUCUUUAGAGUCCUUAAGACAUCGAUUGCGUGUUGUUGACUCUAGGUAUCAGAUGACCAAGUUUGUAGAGACACAGAGGGUUCCUUUGUUCAAAGCUGAAAUUCAACUGGCUAUUCCAAAUGUUGUCUUGAUACCAAGUCUUGAAGAUAUUCAGAGUGCUGUAAACAAGGUAGUAAAUAUCAUAUUAUCAAUAGCCAAAGAUAUCCCCCUGUGGAAAUUUGCUUACUUACAUCAUAAACAGCAGCAGAUUGAACAAGCUGUUGCUGUAGAGCUAGGUGAUGAGAGCAAACUCACCAGGAUGAUGGCACUGAAACCUUUAGACAAACAGAUCAUCGAGCAUAAGGAUCAAUUAGAAAUGCAAAUCAGAGAACUGCCAAAUCACUGUGUGCUGGAAUCAGUGGAUAUUGCGACCGAGUCGUUGAAAAUAGCCUUAAUUCAGGAAUGCCGCUCAAGACAAAGAACAUUUGGAUUAGCUUUGAAUAAAAAGUCUGCCACAGACAUGGAUGAAAUUUAUUCAUUCAUUGAAAGUGUUAGCAAGAGAUUAAGCAGACCUAUCCAUGACCUUGACGAUGUACGGGGAGCAAUGGAAGUACUAAAGGAAAUUCGAGAGAAUGAGAUUAAAAUUGACAUGACAGUUGGACCUAUAGAAGAAUCUUAUUCUGUGCUUCAUAAAUACAAUCUGCUCUUUCAAGAUGGAAAUACAGAAAGAGUUGAUGGAUUGGCUUAUGCCUGGAAGAACCUAAACACACAGGCACUGCAGGUUGAGGACUUGCUGCUGAAGGUACAGCCAGACAUGAAAACAGAUUUACUGAGUGGUGUUCAAAAAUUCAAGACUGAUACUGCAGAAUUUUACAAAGAUUAUGAUGAAAAGGGCCCCGGUGAGGAGAAUGUUCCUCCCCGUGAAGCAAGUGACAGAUUACAGAUCUUUCAAGCCAAAUUUGAUGAACUAUGGAGGAAGUAUAUCUCUCUUUCUGGUGGGGAAGAAUUAUUUGGUCUUCCUAUCACAGAGUACCCUGAACUGCACAAAAUUAAACGUGAGCUUUCAUUGCUUCAGAAACUUUACAGUCUUUAUAAUUCAGUUACUGCUAGUAUCGAUGGAUACAAUGAAAUGCUUUGGAAUGAUUUAAAUAUUGAAAAAAUUAACAAUGAACUUCUGGAUUUUCAAAACAGAAUCCGUAAGUUACCGAAAGCAUUGAAGGAAUGGCAAGCUUUUCAAGACCUAAAAAAAAAAAUUGAUGACUUCACAGAGAGCUGUCCUUUGCUUGAAAUGAUGGCAAACAAAGCAAUGAUGUCACGACACUGGGAAAGAAUUGCACAAGUAACUGGGCAUCACUUUGAUGUUGACUCUGAAAAUUUCGCUUUGAAAAACAUAAUGGAUGCCUCUUUAUUAAAAUAUAAAGAAGAUAUUGAGGAUAUCUGCAUCGGUGCUGUUAAAGAAAAGGAUAUUGAAGCAAAAUUGAAAUAUGUCAUCAGUGAAUGGAGUACUCAUGCUUUCAGCUUUGGCCAAUUCAAAACUCGUGGAGAACUCCUUCUAAAAGGAUCAGAUAUAUCAGAGAAAAUAGCUUUGGUGGAAGACAGCCUUAUGAUACUGGGGUCGCUCAUGAGCAACAGGUAUAAUGCACCGUUUAAGUCCACUAUACAACAGUGGGUUCAGAAGUUGACCAAUACUGCAGAGAUAAUUGAAAACUGGAUUACUGUACAAAACCUCUGGAUUUACCUUGAAGCUGUGUUUGUUGGUGGAGACAUUGCAAAACAACUACCUCAGGCUCAUUUAUUAAGUUUGUUUGACAAUGUUAACCGAGUGGGAUUUCAUGAAAAAAACUACGACCAGAUAUUAUUGUUUGAAUCUCAAGAAGGAGAACAGGUCAAUAUUAUUGAACCAGUUUUAGCUCAGGGCAGUGUGGAAUUCUGGUUAGGUCAGCUGCUGAAUGGGAUUAGGAAAACAAUCCACACCAUCAUUAGACAAGCAUCAGUGGCCAUUAGCGAUUCAGGAUUUAAGCUGUAUGACUUUCAGGCAAUGUUUCCUGCACAAAUAGGACUUCUGGGAAUUCAAAUGAUCUGGACCAGAGAUGCAGAGAAUGCACUGAACAGUACCAAAACAGACAAAAAGGUAAUGCACACAACAAAUCAGAAGUUUUUGGGACUUUUAAAUGAUUUGAUUGACAUGACAACACACAAUCUGACAAGAAUGGAGCGCACAAAAUAUGAAACUUUAAUCACCAUUCAUGUGCACCAGAAGGAUAUCUUUGAUGAUUUGGUCCGUAUGAACAUUAAAUCUCCAUCUGAUUUUGAGUGGCAAAAACAGUCUCGAUUUUAUUUUCUUGAAGACUUGGAUAAAUGCAUUAUCCAAAUCACUGAUGUAGAGUUCACCUACUGCAAUGAAUACUUAGGGUGUACAGACAGGCUUGUUAUAACUCCCUUAACUGACAGGUGUUACAUCACUCUGGCACAGGCCCUGGGCAUGAGUAUGGGGGGUGCACCAGCAGGACCUGCAGGGACAGGGAAAACAGAGACAACUAAAGACAUGGGCAAAUGCCUGGGAAAGUAUGUUGUUGUUUUCAAUUGUUCAGACCAAAUGGACUACAGAGGACUUGGCCGUAUCUAUAAAG
Pelecanus crispus (Dalmatian pelican) is the source of this 4351-nucleotide messenger RNA. NCBI's taxonomy places the organism in Eukaryota, Metazoa, Chordata, Aves, Pelecaniformes, Pelecanidae. The record is from RefSeq and is a predicted model, not a curated record.